AUGGCCACUUGCAUAAAGAACUUCAACAUCUACUGGUUUGGCGCAACCCUGCUGCUAUUCUGGUUCUUCUUCAUACAUGCUCCACCAGUCUUGAUCCAAGAUCACGCAAAAGAUCGGCCUUUGUUGUGCCUUCACUUAUGCUGCGCAUUUAGCAUUUCUGUGGCUUGUAUUCACAACAGCUUACUGACACCAUCGCUUUUUGAUGGACAAGCUCAACCUUUCCAUGUUUGGGUUGGUCGAGUUGGCUUGAUCGCAGGCAUCGUGAGCUUCUGUGCCGGUGGAUACAUCGCCUGGUUUCAGCAAGAUGACUUGGGUUUUGCCACUGGUAUCACCAUUGGUGGGCUACUUCAGUUGAAUGCAGCUCGCUUGGGCUAUGGAUCAAUCCAAAGAUGCUUGGACCGAAGAUCAACCCUUCGCCUUUCUGGUUUGAUCCACACAACCAGAGCUUCAGGAUACCUGAAGGUCAAGAAACAGCUAGAGGGAGACAAGGAGAAUGGCGAGUUGAAGCAGCAAAAGGAUGCUGCCUUGCAGGACGGGUGGAUGCAAUACAUGUUUUCUUAA
Messenger RNA from Durusdinium trenchii, 561 nucleotides. NCBI's taxonomy places the organism in Eukaryota, Dinophyceae, Suessiales, Symbiodiniaceae. The record is from the annotation of a GenBank genome assembly.